This is a messenger RNA of Sclerotinia sclerotiorum 1980 UF-70, 321 nucleotides long. RefSeq lists its product as hypothetical. NCBI's taxonomy places the organism in Eukaryota, Fungi, Ascomycota, Leotiomycetes, Helotiales, Sclerotiniaceae. The record is from RefSeq and is a predicted model, not a curated record. The transcript has a single exon. The coding region runs from base 1 to 321 and encodes 106 amino acids.
AUGCAGGCCAAAUAUGGUAUUUUGGACUGCGAUUUCUACAACUUUGAUGAGACAGGCUUUAUGAUGGGACAAAUAUCAUUAUAUAUAGUAGUUACUAAAGCUGAUCGAUAUGGAAAAAGCAAAGCUAUACAAUCAGGCAAUCGAGAAUGGGCUAUAGCGAUUAUUUGUGUUAAUGAAGAAGAUUAUAAUAUACCUCUGUUUUUGAUAGUAAAAGGCGAAUACCAUCUUUCAAAUUGGUAUACCGAAGGUGAUUUACCAUACGAUUGGCUUAUUAAACCUACUAUCAAUGAAUGGACAGAUAAUGAGACAGGUCUUGAAUGA